Messenger RNA from Rhopalosiphum padi (bird cherry-oat aphid), 2554 nucleotides. RefSeq names its product PHD finger protein 7-like. The record is from RefSeq and is a predicted model, not a curated record. Gene Ontology annotation, cellular component: nucleus. The transcript is spliced from 10 exons. Lineage: Eukaryota; Metazoa; Arthropoda; Insecta; Hemiptera; Aphididae. The coding region runs from base 494 to 1897 and encodes 467 amino acids.
UACGGUAGUACGGUUUGCUGUGAGAAGCAUCUUGAUUGAAUACCGAUAGCUCUAAACGGCCAAAACGCCGAAAUCCCAUUUCCCAUAACAGUACAACAGUCAACAGUACAACUUUUGUUUUUCGGCGUCCUGCCGUCCUGUCCUGUGUAUCCCACCGUUACUGGUCCGGUUCAUAAGACGGGAUCGCUUUUCGUACAUACUCCACGACAUCAACCUUUUUGCGUAUCUCACAAGUCAGUGCCGACUGCCGAGUGCCCGCCACAAAGCGGUGGACACGGUACGUCGUUCAUUAUCAUUAAAUUAUUUAACGUCGCUUCGUCCGUUAGCCAUUUUCCAGUGGCGGAGUAAUUUAGUAAUUUUAAUUCAAAAUCAACUAAUGUAAAAGCAGCAAAAGAUAUUCGUCAUCAUAAUUACUGCUCUUGACGAACUGGGUCGCUGGAUGUGGUGACGAAUAGGGAACCAGGAGGACUGCUCAAAUAUUUAUCAACCGCUUAUGGCGCCAACGACUAGAAGAAGUAACGGAGUGGCACGUAGACCAACGGCUCGUCAACCCAUUCCCAAAAAUGUGUUGGUAGAGCUGAGCGUUAGUCAUAACAAAGCGUGUAUGUUUUGUGGCCAAAAAGAAAUCAGUGAAAAAUUAUAUGGCCUGCUUUAUCAGCUUAAUGAUGUUAUUGUUCAUUACUUUUGUAUUUUAUUGUCUUCAAGAGCCGUUCAAAAUGGUGCUGACAAGGAAGGGAUUUGGGGAUUUUUAUUAAAAGAUAUUAAAGCUGAACUAACCCGAGGAUCUAGAGAAACUUGUGUUUACUGUAAGAAAAAGGGCGCAACUAUAUCAUGUUGUGGAGUAAAAUGUCGAAAAGUGUUUCAUCUUCCUUGCGGAUUGAGAAAUGGGUCUAUGCAUCAAUAUUUCCAGUCAUUUAAAUCGUUUUGUCAACAGCAUCGUAUUACACAAACUAUAGAUUUAUCAGAGUUACAAAAUUCUGCCCCCAUACAAUGUGCUAUUUGUAAGGAUGAUGUUAUACCAUCUCCUUUACCCAAUUCAAUUUGGGCACCAUGUUGCAAACGUAAUGCUUGGUUUCACCGAGGAUGUAUUCAAGAUCUGGCAUUAAGUGCUGGCUACUUUUUUAAAUGCCCAUUAUGCAAUAAUGUUGACAAUUUCAAAUGCAGAAUGUUAACUCUUGGAAUAUAUAUACCAUCAAGUUACCUGAAAAAAUUAAAUCACAGGGACGCCUCUUGGGAAACUGUACCCAAUGCUUUUGCAGAGCUCUUAGAAAGGCAUAGUACGUGCAAUGCAGAAACUUGUUUGUGUCCUCAUCAAGAUAAACGCAAAUUUCAACACGAAUCUGGAUCAUGGGAAAUAAUAUUAUGCCAUACAUGUGGUUCAAAUGGAACACAUAAAUUAUGCAGUACUCUUAAAUGUGAUCAAGUGUGGUACUGUUCAGCAUGUCAAGCCGUUACAGAUAAUGCAAAUAAAACCAAGAAAAGAAGAUUAGAAUUACCUGACGUUGGGAAUUGUAGUGGUAUUUCAAUUAUGUUUGAAGACAGAGAAAUGCAGCGACAAAAUAUUGAAUUGCUGCGUAAUGCAUCUCGGCCACUAUCAGAUGAUCCAAUAGUUAUUUCAGAUGAUAGUAAUGAUAGCAGUGUACAGUGUGUGACUUUUAUUGAACCACCAAAAAUACUACCGCAUAUGCAAGUAGUUCAAGCACCUCAAAUUCGGAUGCCAGUAAUAUCUAGCUAUACAUCAAUAAGUACAGGUACUACUAGAAAUCGCAUUAGCCGUAGAUUUGCUCUUUCUGGAAACCAGCCAAAGACUUUGGCAUACGUCAUAGCAGCAAGUAUUGAUUUAACUUCAGAUGAUGAUGACAAUGGUGAAAAUAAUAAUACAAAUAAUAAUACAUGAUGUAUAAAUUAAUAAUCAGACUACCGGGUGAAUAUUUUAUAGUGUUUUGAUUGUAUACUUUUAUACAUGAUGCUUACCAUGGAGCAAAUUAUACAAUUUGAGACUGAUCGAUUGUUUUUUCCUUCAUAUUAUUUUCUGCUAUGUAUAUUAUGUAAGAUACUUACUAAUUUAGCACUGCUAUCUGAAAUAAAUUAUAAUAGUUUCUAUCCAACUUAUUGCAAUUAGUUACUGAUAAAAGUUAAAUAAAAACUAAAACACUGCCCAUAACUAUUCAAAUGUAACUAAAGUAAUAUGUUAUAAUAUUGUUUCUUAUGUUUGUAUUUUUUUUUUUUUUUUUUUUUUUUUUUUAUUGAAUACUUUUGUGACCAAGUUUUUGUCCAAACUAUUAAAAUUUUAAUUAUAUUUAUUAAGUAUUCAAGUUUGUCAUAAAAAAAAAAAAUAGAAUAAGUAUGUACCAUAAUUAUAUUAAUAUAUAUUUUGUGAAUGAAUACUUCUUUCUUUUUAACAUAAAAUAUAAUUUUUGCUUAAUUAUAGUUACAAUCAUAAACCAAUCAAUUUAUUGGGAUCUUCGGACUUGUUGUCUUAAUUUUUGAUGUUCUAUAUCUAGUUGUUUCCUUAUAUUCCCUAAGUUUGAUAAUAAAUGUUUAUCAGUCGGCA